Messenger RNA from Panicum hallii, 552 nucleotides. Its product is annotated as peamaclein-like. NCBI's taxonomy places the organism in Eukaryota, Viridiplantae, Streptophyta, Magnoliopsida, Poales, Poaceae. The transcript has 2 exons. The coding region runs from base 123 to 416 and encodes 97 amino acids. The record is from RefSeq and is a predicted model, not a curated record.
CUCCUCGCCACUUCACUCCGUAGUGUAGUGUUGCAGUUUAAACUCAGCUGCUCAGCAGCCAGUGGAGGUUCUGUGUGUGUGAGCCGUGCUGAAGAUCUCGACGGGCAAAGGGGAGAACGAAGAUGAAGGUGAUCCCUGCGGCUGCUCUACUGCUCCUAGUCCUGGUCGCCACCGCCUCGCUGCAGGCUCUCGCCGUGGCUGCAGACAGCUCCGGCGCCGUGCCGGACGGGGUGUGCGACGGCAAGUGCCGGAGCCGGUGCUCGCUGAAGAAGGCCGGGCGGUGCAUGGGGCUCUGCCUUAUGUGCUGCGGCAAGUGCCAGGGGUGCGUGCCCUCGGGGCCCUACGCCAGCAAGGACGAGUGCCCCUGCUACAGGGACAUGAAGUCGCCCGAGAGCCAGCGCCCCAAGUGCCCCUAGGACCUCCCCUCACGAUCCCGGUCGAGGCGUUCCGCGUUGGUGUCUAUCUGCGCUUCUGAGCUCGAGGUUCUGUUCGUGUACCCGGAGAAGUAGUGUGCUGCAAUAAACAAUGCUAGAUCUGUAGUGCUGUAUGUUC